Messenger RNA from Erigeron canadensis, 2681 nucleotides. RefSeq names its product probable pectin methyltransferase QUA2. Lineage: Eukaryota; Viridiplantae; Streptophyta; Magnoliopsida; Asterales; Asteraceae. The record is from RefSeq and is a predicted model, not a curated record. Bases 180 to 2291 code for a protein of 703 amino acids. The transcript has 10 exons. Gene Ontology annotation, molecular function: methyltransferase activity. Gene Ontology annotation, cellular component: cytoplasm.
UAUAUAUAUAUAUAACCCGCAUUUCCGGCCGCAGAUCUGCACAUUAUUGACGGUGCUGUUACUAGUUCGAGUAAGAGAAAAAAGAAAGAAACUUUGAAGAUAAAUGAUCAUGCCAAGUUGCCAAAUUGUUGGCUGAUUUUCAAGAUUUUGGUUGAAUUCAUUGCAUCUGAUUGAGGAGAAUGUCCCGGCCACUUCAUCGAGGUGUUUUAGGAGGGGGGAGACUUUCAGGGAAUAUUCAAGAUUAUUUAGAAGACUCUCAAAUGAAGAUUAAAACAGACAAAGAAGAAUUCGAUAAGAAUUUAAAAGCAUCAUCUGAUCAAGUGUCUUUAUCUUUAAGAAAUCCGUUCCAAUUCUUAUUUUCGGCAAACACACCAUCCAAACAAGAUGCCCUUGAAAAUGGAUUUGGUGUCUCUGAUCCGUUUACCUCCACAACUUUAAGGAAUCGCCAUAUACUAACUUUGCUUAUUCUGAAGUUUAGUUUAGUUGUGAUAGUGAUCCUUGGUCUUACAAUGUCGUUGUUGUGGACAAUAUCACUUACUAAUGGUUCUAAAGGUCAUAUAGUCCGUGGGUAUAGACGGCUGCAAGAACAGCUUGUGUCUGACUUAUGGGAUAUUGGUGAGCUCUCACUCGGUGCCACUAGGUUCAAAGAGUCAGACUUUUGUUCUCCACAAUAUGAAAAUUUUGUACCCUGUUUCAAUAUUAGUGAAAAUCUUGAGGCGGGCUUAACCGAAGGGAAAGAGUUUGACCGUCGUUGUGGACCCAUGUCAAAGCAGAACUGUUUAAUUCUUGCUCCACCCAAGUACAAAAUUCCUCAUAGGUGGCCUACUGGGAGAGAUGUGAUCUGGAUUGAUAAUGUCAAAAUUACUGCACAGGAGGUACUUUCAUCUGGAAGCUUGACAAAGAGGAUGAUGAUGUUAGAUGAAGAUCAAAUAUCGUUUAGUUUUGCGUCUUCUAUGGUAGAUGAUAAUAUAGAAGACUAUUCUCAUCAGAUUGCAGAAAUGAUUGGUUUAAGAAAUGAAUCUUAUCUUGUACAAGCUGGAGUGAGAACAGUAUUAGAUAUAGGUUGUGGUUAUGGUAGUUUAGGAGCACAUCUAUUUCCUAAACAACUUUUAACAAUGUGUAUUGCAAACUAUGAGGCUUCAGGCAGUCAAGUUGAAAUAGCUCUUGAACGUGGGCUCCCUGCAAUAAUUGGUUCCUUUACUUCUAAACAGUUACCAUUCCCGUCACUUUCAUUCGAUAUGAUACACAGUGCAUGGGAUGGUGUUGAAUGGGAUAAAAAAGAUGGUAUACAUCUGAUAGAGGUCGAUCGAAUUUUGAGGCCUGGCGGAUACUUCGUGUGGACCUCACCUUUCGCUAACACGCCAGCUUCUGUUCGUGAUAAAGAAAGUCUGAAAAGAUGGGAUUUCGUGCGUAAUAUUGCUAUAGAUCUUUGCUGGGAUCUAUUAUCACAACAAGAGAAAACAGUUGUGUGGAAAAAGCCGAACAAGAAGAAUUGUUAUGCUUCUAGGAAACAUGGGUCAGGUCCUUUAAUCUGCAAAGAGGGUCAUGAUAUUGAAUCUCCAUAUUAUCAUCCACUUGAAGCAUGCAUAGGAGGAACCCGGAGCCGGCGAUGGUUUCCUAUUGAAGAAAGAUCAACAUGGCCUUCUAGAUCUACAUUGAGCUCAAAGGAACUUGCGGUUCAUGGCGUACUUUCAGACGACUUCACAGAAGAUAACCUUAACUGGAAGUCAGCACUUCGAGAAUAUUGGUCUCUACUCUCCCCAUUGAUAUUUUCGGAUCAUCCAAAGAGACCUGGUGAGGAGGAUCCUAUUCCGCCUUAUAAUAUGGUCAGAAAUGUGUUAGACAUGAAUGCCCAUUUUGGCGGUUUUAAUUCUGCAUUAUUGGAUGCCAGAAAGUCUGUAUGGGUGAUGAAUGUGGUCCCCACUAGUGGUGUCAACCAUCUUCCUCUUAUCCUAGACAGGGGAUUCAUUGGCGUGUUGCAUGACUGGUGUGAAGCCUUCCCAACUUACCCUAGAACUUAUGAUAUGGUGCAUGCUGAUGGACUUUUAACCCUGCAAACCGUUAAGCAGUCUCGUUGCAGCUUGCUGGAUCUUUUUUACGAGAUCGACCGGUUGCUUCGUCCAGAGGGUUGGGUGAUACUACGUGAUACUGCUCCUCUGAUUGAAUCAGCCAGAAUCAUCACAGCUAGAUUAAAAUGGGAAGCACGAGUUGUGGAAAUCGAGAAUAACAAUGAUGAAAAACUUCUCGUGUGCCAGAAACCUUUAAUAAGGAGCCAAGCAAACUCAUUAUAACAACAUUAAACAUUCAUUUUCUUCAUUAUUCAGCAUUUUAUUGUUACCAAACUGAAGAACUUUUGGGCAGAAAAAGAAAGCCUGAUGGAACUCAAGUCAUAGGUGAUAUUAAAGAGAAAACAGGUCUGCUGAAAGGAUCAAACAAACUCCCUUGAAGUGCAGGGCCGGUGUAAUUAUACGAAAGUAUAGGUGCGGGAUUUUUAUACAUGAAGCUUAUUGUCUUUUUCUUGCAAGGGUAUACAACUAUAUGAUGAAUUUAUUUAUAAGAAUAAGGUGAUGUUAGUAUAUAUACGAGGCGCGGAUGAAAGCUAAUAUUGUUCUUUCAAUGAUAUGAUGUUGACAAUAAUUCUUUACAUUCAUACUAUAUCUGAAUUCUAUUCUUUGAUACUA